Rhagoletis zephyria (snowberry fruit fly) is the source of this 1641-nucleotide messenger RNA. RefSeq lists its product as uncharacterized. Gene Ontology annotation, cellular component: nucleus; transcription regulator complex. Gene Ontology annotation, biological process: regulation of transcription by RNA polymerase II. The record is from RefSeq and is a predicted model, not a curated record. NCBI's taxonomy places the organism in Eukaryota, Metazoa, Arthropoda, Insecta, Diptera, Tephritidae.
AGGGACGGAGCAAUUAAAGCUAAAAUAUCUUUUAAAAACGAAAAUUGCUUAAAAUAGAAAUAAAACACAAAAGUAAUACCAAUACAGUGGCACCACUGAAUUUGUUUUUUCGUUUUAACAAGCGAUAAUUUGUAGAAAAAUUAUCAAAACUCCACACUAGAAAGUGCGUAUGAAAAAAAAAUAUAAAUAUAAAAAUCGAACUAAAUUUGGGGCAAUAUAAGCGAAAGAGAACAAUUACGUUAAAAUACAUACAUACAUACAUAAGAGAGACAAAGAAACGCAGAUUAAAAUACAAAACGCUACAUUUUGAUUUUCUUAGUUUUGUGUCUGCAUAAAAUUAUUUUAUCAUGACGGGCAGGCGAAAGCGUGGACGCCCACGUCGCGGUGAAGGACCAGCACUUGAUGAUCUUGAUGUAAUGCUUGCACGUGAAUUCCAGCAACGACCAGCCUUCUAUGACCGGACACAUCCCCAAUAUAGAAACAGAGAUUAUCUGGACGGCAUGUGGAUGGACAUGGCCGAGAGUGUGGGGCAAAAUGUUGCUAUUGUAAAAAAUCGUAUGGUGCAGCUACGAAAUCGUUAUAAUCUGGAGAAACGAAGAGUGGAAAUGUUGCAAGAUCAAUACAACGACCCAAGUAUCACAUCCCAAUGGCCAAUGUAUAACUAUUUGACAUAUUUAGGCGGUCACAUAAAAGCCCGUCGGUCGUUUACGAAAGAAGUAGUUGUAAGACCGAAAUCAGCGCCGUUCUCAAAUUCAAGACCUGUGCGCUUUGCAUAUUGCAGUGAUUCUGAUGGCUGUGAUGAAUCAAAUCAAUAUCCACCAUGCCCGCCAGUUGCUGCCGCGGCACCAGAGAGACAGCUAGCUUCGGAUUUGCCUAACAAUUCUAACCAACAAAAUCGAAAUAUCAACUAUAAUGAAAUGCAACCAACAACUCCUGACAAAGAAGAAGAUCUCAACUUUAAUCCCAAUCCAAACUUUUGCAAAUUCAGAGCAUUUGGGCAGUUUUUAACUUCAUCAUUGAUAGAAAUGAACCAAUGCGAUGCAUUGCAUUUGGUUGAAAAGUUCACCACCGACCUGGUAAAGUCAUUGUUACUUGAAACACACAAUAAGACGUCUGUGGAAGGCGUUGUAAAUGGACAUAUGUAAAUUAAAAAAAAAAAUCAUUUAUUAAUGUUUAUAUGUGGGUAAUGUUUAUUUAUGUACGUAAGCAUUCGACUAAUUAUAUUAGUUGUGUACCCUCUCUGAGAGUUAGAUUAGGUGCCUAGAUUCUAAAAUAUUACUUUAUUAAAUACACGUCGUUUUGAAAAACAAAAGUAUAUAAAUGUCAAUAGUUAAAUGCAAUUCAACAGAUUACAGUUUUAACGAACUCUAUACAAUUAUGUAUAUGUAAGCCAACUUUCGCUUUCGCCAUUCCUUGAAACCUUUUAACAUAUAUGAGUAACCUAAACUUCUAUAUUGUUUACAACUAUUUGAAUUCUUUGUAAAAGCUUGAGAUUUUUGGAGCGUGUAACCGUAUCUGUUAAAUAUGAUUGUGUAUUGAAAUAUUUUAAUAAACUGCAACAUGUAAAAUGCUUAAAUAAUUUUGGGUUAAUUUAAAGGAAAUUCCGGCUUGCAACAACUACUUCCCAUAUACACACUAUAU